Messenger RNA from Centruroides sculpturatus (bark scorpion), 2751 nucleotides. RefSeq names its product TAF6-like RNA polymerase II p300/CBP-associated factor-associated factor 65 kDa subunit 6L. The record is from RefSeq and is a predicted model, not a curated record. Lineage: Eukaryota; Metazoa; Arthropoda; Arachnida; Scorpiones; Buthidae. Gene Ontology annotation, biological process: transcription initiation at RNA polymerase II promoter; RNA polymerase II preinitiation complex assembly. Gene Ontology annotation, molecular function: protein heterodimerization activity; RNA polymerase II general transcription initiation factor activity; transcription coactivator activity. Gene Ontology annotation, cellular component: SAGA complex; SLIK (SAGA-like) complex; transcription factor TFIID complex. The coding region runs from base 140 to 2098 and encodes 652 amino acids. The transcript is spliced from 11 exons.
CCGUGUGGCGGGUCGAUCGACCGGAAACGCGAAUUUGUCGUGUGUGGAGCAAUCGGGACGACGUUAUAUUUAUUGUAAAAAUGUUUUAUUCUUGCUAAUAAAUAUAAUGUCGUAGAAUGAGAAGUAAAACAUUGCAGCUAUGAGCGAAGAGAAGAAAUCAGUGGAAGAAAAAAAAUAUUCGCAAUUAUGUCGAGAAAAUAUUAAAAUGUUUGCCGAAACAGUUGGUUAUAGCGAUUUGCCCGAUUGUGUCGCCUCUUGUCUGGCUGAAGAUGUUAAUUACAGACUGAGAGAAACAAUUCAGAAUGCAGGACAAUUCAUGAGGCAUGCUAAAAGAAGAAAACUUUGUGUUGAGGAUAUUAACAGGACUUUGAGAUGGAAUGAUGUUGAACUAUUAUAUGGAUAUGGUAGCUCAGAACCUCUACCAAUGAAAUUUAUUAAAGAGGCUGAUGUCUUUUCUGUUGAAGAAAAUGAAGUUAAUUUAGUUAAUUUAGCAACGACUAAUACUACUGCAGAACAGCCUGGAGAGAUUGGUGUGAAAGCAUAUUGGCUGGCAGUUGAAGGUGUCUCAAAAUGUGGAUUAUCCCAAAAUUCAAUACAAAAUAAGAAAAACGGACAUGUAGAAACAUUGGUCAGUGAAGAAUUAAUGGCAUAUUAUGAACAAGUUACAAAAGCUAUUUUAGGUAACAAUGAAGAAUUAUUAAAUAUUGCUCUUAAUGAUUUGAGAACAAAUGCAAAAAUAGCUCCAUUAUUACCAUAUCUUGUAAAUUUUGUUUCUGUUGGGGUUAAGAAAAUGAGUCAUGAUUUAACUCAGUUAACUAAACUUCUGCAUACAGUAUUUUCUUUAGUUAGAAAUCCAUCAUUAUAUCUUGGACCAAAACCAUAUUUAAAUCUGUUAGUACAAGCAGUACUCUACUGCAUACUUGAACCAUUAGCUGCAUCAAUUAAUCCUAUAAAUGAUCAUUGGACCUUAAGAGAUACUGCUGCUCAGCUAUUGGUCCAAAUUGUGAAAGAAUGGUCAACUCCUACAAAUGAUCUUAUGAAUCAUGUAAUUAGUUCUCUUGAAGAAUCAUUUGUUGAUUUAUCAAAACCGUUUUGUUCUCAUUAUGGUGCUGUUGUUGCAUUAAUCUCAUUUGGAGUUGAAACAGCAGAAAAAAUUAUAUAUCCUCACCUAACUCAUUACUGGCCACAUUUGACUGCUGCUCUUGAAAAUUGUAAUUACAGCAAUGCUCAAGUAAAAGCCGAUGCUCAAAAAGUUCAUGGUGUUCUGUUGUUAUUAAGUGAACUUAUUAUUCUUGCUCACCAGAAGGCAGAAUUUGGCCCAAAAUGUGAUGAUGUAACAGAAGAUAUGGAAUCUGAUUCUCUAAAUUCUGAUUUACAGUUGAAAACUUCAAAUAAUUAUAAAAAUGAUUCUGUGCCUAAAGGAAAGCUUCAAGAUAUUUAUAAACAAUUAUAUGAUUAUUUUGGUGAUGCUUUAGCUAUAAAACUUCCACAUAUUUCUAUCGGUAAUAUAUAUAAGCCAAAGGAAUAUCCUGUAGUUAAUCUAUUUUCUACACCAGAACUUUUACAAUCUGGAGAAGAAUUAUUAGAAGUUUUUUAUGAUAAAGAUGAAGAAAUGAAAAGUAAUAGUUUAGAAGAUGAUAAUUCUUAUGACGAGAGAGAUGAUAAUUCUAGUGAUGAGCAUGAAACAGACCCAGUCGAUUUGCAAAUUAAAAGCACCAUUAGUGAUCCCACAUUAGGCAUUAAGCUUACAAUAGCAAAAUUAAGAAGAAAUAAACCUGUUAAAGAAGCAAAGAAUACUAAAGUUAAAAAGAAAAUUUUCAAGCCAACUAAAGAACAACAAGAAAAUGAACCAGUAUUUGAUUAUCCACCAGCAAAAUGCCAUACUUCAUUUUUAGAAUUUAAUUUUGAAGGUGGAAUUCCUGUAAAACGAGACUGCUUAAAAAGAAGAGAAUUCUUUUCUACAUCUCAAGAUCAUUUGCAGUUCAGUAGUGUUGCAAGUAUAAGCCAAAAAAUGAAAAAAAGUGGAAAGAAAAAAAUAAAUCCAAAGCUUUUGUACCAAAGAAAAUUUAUUUCCGGAAAUUUAAUGAUAAAUUUAUAAGAUAAUUGAAUUUUGAAUAAUAAAUUACAUAUAAAAAUAUAUUUUAAUAUUUGUUUAAACUCAUUCAUAUUAUGUCAUUAUGUUAAGUUUACAAUCCUGUAAAUCUUGCUUUUACAAACAUACAAAUAUCUUUUUCAUCCAAAUUUUGAAAAAUUGAUGCUAGUUAUGUGUAAAUUGCAUUCAUACAAAGCAAAUGUAAUCUAAUUAUGGACAGUACAUAAUUUGCAGACUAUAUCUUACCUUUAACAUUACUUAUAAACUAAUUAAAAAACUUAAUGUAUAGGUAAUUAAACUGUUCAAUUCUCUAUUUGUUUAUCAGCAACUUGGUGUAUAAAUAAAGUUCACAUUCUAGUUUAUAAACUACAACUGUUUAUUCGUUAGCAUUUGUACUAAAUGCUAAUGAAUCCAAAAUUAGUUUGUCAUGAAUUCAGACACUGUUUGUUACUCUUGCAAUUCUGUAUCUGUUGAAUCAGUUUUUAAUGUCUUUAAAUACUGUUAUAUCCAUGUGAAGAUAUAUUUUAUGUUGUAAUUUCAUUAAUAUUUUUUUUUUAAGGAUUUGGACUCGUAUAAACAUCCCAUGUGCUUUUAUAUAUUUUGUUUGAUUAAAAUUAAAUCUAAUUGUAUUUUUAAAUCAAUUUAAAAAUCUAAUUGUU